AUUUAAUUACUUAUUAAUUAACUUACUGGACUCAACCGCACCACCGCAGCACACCACACCACUCCAUUUCAUACGUUUGCCGCGUAAGUUGCUGCGUCUCGUCUCGCUUCCGCCCCUAGGCUGGGACUGGUCCAACGACCCACUCAAUUCAAUACAAUUUACAGAACAAACUGAUGAAAAUCUGAGCGAGAACCGAUUCCAUCUUUUUUUGUGGAGAAUUUAGAAGGAAAAAAAUGGUAAUCUGGGGAGAAUUACUAAAGUGGUUUAUUCUUCUCUCCACGAUUUCAUACGCCUCCGCCAUCUGCGAAUUCAGUGUUACCGACCGUAACAAGCUUUACAACUUCAGCUUAGCUUCUCCUCUCCCCAAAUAUCCUCAUGGCAUUCUCAGCGAGGAUGGGUUUUAUAAGGUGGCAGUAAACGGGACUGUGAUAUGGUUUCAGCUUUGUGAUGGAAUGGUUUUUAACCACGAUCUGCCUAGAUGUCUUGACUGCAGGGAUUGUGGGGGCCCAUCACAUUGUGGUAUGGAGUGUAGUGCACUUGUAGCUCACAACAUAGGAGGUUAUCCUCUGUGCACUACCAUCGGGCAUGCAUUAAGCACAAACAUUAACAUUAUUGAUGAGAAGAAUCCUCACAAGGGUGUCAUUGUUAAGAUGUCAAGCAUAAAGAACAACUGUUCGCUUACAGUGUCUGUGAUUUGUGAUGUAAAUGGUGUUCAGGGACCACAGUUGCUUAAUAAAACUGGGAUAUGUGAUUAUGCUACAGUGCUGAGACAUCCUUCUGGCUGUGCUGAGAUUGUGGAUAUUCAUGGGAAAGGAUGGGGCUGGUUUAGCUUUUUCUUAUUGAUUUCUGCUUGUCUUUUAGGAGCGUAUCUGCUGGUUGGUGCAGUAUAUCGCUACUUUCAAGGCAUUCGUGGCAUAGAUAUAAUUCCAAACUUAGAGUUUUGGAGCAGUCUACCACAAAGAACACAGAGUCUUUUUGCAUCUCUGGUGCGAAAAUUCAAGGGACCUUCUCAAGGUCACCGUAGCUCAUAUUCUGCUGUCAAUUUCUGAGCAUGUUUAAGAUGGUGAAUUCAUUUUGGUAAUUUCUUCUCUGACAUGAACAUUUCGGCAAUGAAGUACAAGUUGAGCAUUUUUUUUUCCUUCCGAAGCAGCUCACUCUUUCGAAUUCCCAUUGUUUGUUUCAUUGAAACCGGUGUCUAGAAUAUGUAGCAGAACUAGGACUUGGAUCAUGGGCCACAAUUAUAUUUAGGACGCUCAGUAGCUGCAGUCCCUGGAUUCUUUAUUGUAACUAUUGCUAGCAUUGUUCUUAUUUUGAAUAUACUGAAAUCCCUUUAGUCUUGUUUACACAAUUUUGUGGUAUAAUACAUGGUAUACUAUACACCGUUUGUGAAGUUGUUUUAAUAAAAAAACACAAGUAUUUUCUGAA
Humulus lupulus (European hop) is the source of this 1425-nucleotide messenger RNA. RefSeq lists its product as uncharacterized. The coding region runs from base 234 to 1049 and encodes 271 amino acids. Lineage: Eukaryota; Viridiplantae; Streptophyta; Magnoliopsida; Rosales; Cannabaceae. The record is from RefSeq and is a predicted model, not a curated record. The transcript is spliced from 11 exons.